AUGAUCGAUCCAUACCGGAGGCAGCCAGGAGUCUACCGACACGUGUUUGUUAACACAAUCUCCGUUGUCAGAGGUAAGUCCACAUACCUAGGACAUCCCACGAUGCGACCCAGAGGUCGGAUCACGAAAAGAUCCCCUUAUACAUCAUGCGGAGAGCCGAACCGUAGUUUCGAAACUCUCGCCGAUGUAACCUCAGUCGGAAAGUACCACUCGCGAGAAUUUGCUCAUGUCCGCUUCACGCUACAAAUAACUAGCACCGCGGAGAAGUCUGUGCCAGCUGGUGGGACUGGGGGAGUAAGUAGUUCCCUCUGCCUCGGCUGGAAAACACUGGAAACUGACCAAAACAUUAAUCCCAGCCGGUCUGCCAAGAACGAGUGA
Messenger RNA from Cinara cedri, 378 nucleotides. The record is from the annotation of a GenBank genome assembly. NCBI's taxonomy places the organism in Eukaryota, Metazoa, Arthropoda, Insecta, Hemiptera, Aphididae.